GUGGAGGCCAGGAGGAGAAGGAAGAUGAGCCCUACCUUCUUAAUGGAGCACCCGGGGAGGAGGUUGCUAAGCACCAUGAUGGCUUCCGGUCCGCGGCAUGGGCAGCAUGGGCUCCGGGUCUGAAAGACAUCAUCAAGGAUAUCUUGUGUGAGUCGUUGGGGCGCGGAAAGGCCUAUGCCAUGCUCCGGAGGCUUGAUCGUGGCUUCCUGGACCAUCUCCGGCGAGAUCACAUCCCCUACCGACGUGACUGCCGGGCAUGCUUGGCGGGAUACUUUCGAGGUCAUCAACAUAGGCGUGUGGCUGUGCCUGAUGGUUGGACUUUGUCGGUGGAUUGCGUGGGUCCGAUAAAGAAUGGCCUCUCGGAGUUUGGCCCGCAGGUGAAGUAUGCCUUGAUUGGUGUUUUGGUGGUGACGAAGGAGGCGCCGGAGGUUCCGCUGGAGGAUGAUGCCUUCGCAGUGGAGGGCGGUGAGGGUGAUGAUGAGGCCGGGGAUGAGGAGGAUGAGACGGCAGUGGACGAGAUGGCAAAGUGGGAGGAGAUCGCCCGCAAAGAAAAGGUAGAGGGCGGCAAGGUUCUUGAGUUGCCCUUUAUGGUCCCUCUCCCGUCCAAGGCUGCCCCUGUGGUCCUCGAUGGCAUUACGGAGAUCCUCACAAAGAUCAAGGCGAUGGGGCUUUGUGCUCGUCGGGUCCAGUCUGACAGAGGACGCGAGUUCGUCAAUAUGGCGAUGAGACGAUUUUGUUCCCAUCGAGGCCUGAUCCGCACAACCACGAGCGCGGACGACUUCAAGAUGAACGGCCGGUGCGAAGGAAUG
Molecule: messenger RNA, 809 nt
Organism: Symbiodinium pilosum
Lineage: Eukaryota; Dinophyceae; Suessiales; Symbiodiniaceae
Source: the annotation of a GenBank genome assembly